Tympanuchus pallidicinctus (lesser prairie-chicken) is the source of this 2358-nucleotide messenger RNA. RefSeq names its product CD274 molecule (gene CD274). Gene Ontology annotation, cellular component: external side of plasma membrane. The record is from RefSeq and is a predicted model, not a curated record. Gene Ontology annotation, biological process: positive regulation of T cell proliferation; negative regulation of T cell proliferation; immune response. Lineage: Eukaryota; Metazoa; Chordata; Aves; Galliformes; Phasianidae.
UUUCGAUUUCGUUUACUGAAAGCCCCUGGCUUUCGGGAAUGCAGAGCCACUAGGCACCGCGAGGACGACUCUAUCCAGCGCAUGUGGGGAUACCGUUCCUCCUCACCCGUCCCCGUCGCCGGCUCUUUUCGGCCUCAUCUCCUCGGCCGAUGACCGCAGCUCCCCGGCAUCGGCCACCAGAAGCCGGCAGGUACUCUGAGUAGGCUGUCAGGUUAAAGAAGAAAAUAUUUCCUGGAAACUUUUAAGUGGUCUUACAUCAUUUAAACUCUUCUGACAAUCUUCUCUACUUUUUGAGAUGCACAAAAGCAACAGAAUUGGGUGAGCCUACACUGAAGCAUAGGCUUGAAGUCCUAUUUGGUUCUGUUGAACACGUCCCACUGCAGUCAGCAGGUGAAUGUUCUACUGACGUGAUGGAAAAGCUUUUGCUUUUGCACAUGUUUCUAUUCUGCUGGCACUCCCUAAAUGCUUUAUUCACAGUUGAAGCUCCCAAAUCGCUGUAUACUGCGGAACUUGGCAGCAAUGUGACAAUGGAAUGUAUAUUUCCAGUGAAUGGAAAACUGAAGUUCAGGGAUUUAAGCAUCAUCUGGGAAAAAAAAGAUGAAGUUAGAAAGGAUGUUUAUGUACUCCUCAAAGGAAAGGAAGACUCUGGAAGUCAGCACAGUGAUUUUCAGGGACGGAUAAAGCUGUUGAAAGAGAAUCUGGAUUUUGGGCGGUCUCUCCUUCAGAUCAGCAACGUGAAGCUGAAAGAUGCGGGGCUUUACCAUUGCCUUGUUGAGUACGGGGGAGCUGACUACAAGACCAUCAAUCUGAAAGUUCAGGCUCCUUACAGAACUAUAACCCAAGAAGUGAUAAGCACGGGAGACAAAGAGUGGAAGUUAACUUGUCAAUCAGAAGGAUACCCAAAAGCUGAGGUGAUGUGGCAAAAUGGAGGGUGUCAGGAUUUGACUGAUAAGGCAAAUACAAGUUAUGAAACUGGAAGUGAUCAGCUGUAUCGUGUGACGAGUACUCUCACAAUCAAAAACAGAACUCAUGAAAAUUUUCGUUGCAUCUUCUGGAAUAAAGAGAUUCAAGAAAAUACAUCUGCGACUUUGUACAUACUAGAUUCAGCUGAUGACGUGCUGUGGACUGAGAGCAGGCACUUUUUUUGGCCAGUUUUCAUUGUGAGUGUCCUCGUUGGAUCAAUGUCAAUUACUGUCUGUAUAAGGAAAGCUAGAGCAAAUAAGGACUGGACUUGUCUGGCAAAAUCAUCAGUUCAUAUAGCAAGAGUGUCGAAAGAUAAGGACGUGCAUGACUGCAGAGGUUCUUCUUUUGAAGAUGAAGAGCUGAAAUACAUACAAAUUGAGAAGACUUAGAGAAAGAAGGGGAAGAUUUUCCAUUGGUGGGGAAGAUUUGACAGCCCUGAUGUUCUCUGCUCUGUCUGUCUGGGGAGAUACUCAUUUUUUGUUUUUAUUCUGUUGUUGAAAUCUUCUUACAUAUUACUGUAAAUUGGGAAAAGAUGCAAUUAUCAAAGCAUAAUAGGCCCCUAGAUUCUGGCCUCUUUAUACAACUAAGUACAGGCAGGUUUAUUUAAAUGUCCACAUUUAUGCUUUCUGACGUUUAUGCACUUUCAAGGACACAUCCUAUUGAAAAUGUAUUGAAGAUAAAGCACUUUAGGUCUAGGAUCAUAAAAAACUUCACAGCUCAUCCUUAAACAGUCCAUUUUCUGAACUUUCUUCCUGUUGAAACUCUCAGUUCACUGCAGUGAUUUUGUUUUCAAGAUUGUGAAGAAUUUUUUCAAUAUACAUAGAAGAUAAGAGUGCAACAAGAAAAGAUGUUAUAUAAUACAGGACAUUUUCUGUCUCUGUUGUAGACCUUAAAAUGCAGGCUACUUUCAGCUAUUUUUUUUUUAAUGGAUACUGUAACCCUCUUGAUGACUAUUAGAAAAUUCCUGGAAAUUAUUAUAUAAUGCUGAGCUUAUUCAUCUCUUUCUCUGAAAAAAGGUUGUUUUGAGGUUUUAAUUUCCUUGUGAUACAGCUGGCACUACUUGAUUAGUAAGUGAUUGUUAUUCUUCUGAUUUAAUAUUUGGGGAUAAUACAACUCUUUGGACCUUCAAGAAGUACACAUCUCAGUUUGGACUGCCCUUUUGUUCAUUUUGGAAACAGAAGAAGAACCUUCUCACUGCUAGGAUGUAAAAUAUAUGUUCUUGUUAUUACUUAAGAAAUGAUGAUGGAACAUGCUCCUAGAUAGCAUUUCUUAAUCUAUUGCUGUGUUACAUUUUGAAAGUUCAUUGCUCCUUGGUUGUUUUUGUCACACAGAUUAAAAUUAUUUAUCACAAUGCCAUUCAUAACUGUGUUUUUAAAUAAAAACAUCUUGGGUUUU